UUUUUUCAAGUUUUUCUUAUGCUCGCUUCAAUGGGAUUGCAGCGAGUCGCUGCGGCGCGCAACCUCGCUCGCUCCAUCUCAACUGCGGCCACCGUCGCCGUCGCUGCUGCUCCAGCUGCACCAAAGGGCCCUGCUGACAAGCCUGCUUCCGGUGCUGCACCUGCUGCCGCUACCGCUGCUGCUGCUGCCGCUGGAGGCAAGGCGCAGCCCAAAACCCGUCAAAUGACAUCCGCCGAGCGUGCCAUCUCCAAAGUCCGCUCGCAGGAACUCGUCGAGAAGGGUGCUCAAGUAGCAGCUUCCUUGUCGGGUCGUGCGCGUCGUGAGGCCCUGCAGCGUAUUGCCGAGGAGCAAGAACGCGCCGCACAAUUCCGCGUCGAAUUGACGGAAGAAGAGCGCAUGGCCUCCGACACCAAGUCCCAGGAAACGCAGCCAGCACCAGUCCAGGCCAAGGCCAUCAUUCACACGCUUGAAUCUUACGGCCGACCGCGGGGUGCGGUCGUCGGCCGAGCCAUCGGCGCUUUCAAAUCGGCAUCAGAGGCUGGCGCCAUUCUUGGCUUGUUGCGAACCCUGCGCCGCUACGGUGUUGCCUUGUCUCAAAGCCAGGCGAACGUGCUUGUGGAGCGAUUUGUCGCUGCCCGUUGUCCGGGUGCCCUCAUUCCCGCAUUGACCAUGCCUUGGCGAUAUGGAGUCUUCCCGGACGCCAAACACAUCGAGUUGCUUGUUCGCCAUUUUACCGAUGCGCCCGUUGCAACUGUCUCGGCAGCAGACAUCUUCCGAGUCUUCCACAGUUUCGUUGCAUCCUUCCGGCAACCAACGCCGGCAUUGGUCGAUGCCAUGUGCUCGUUUGUACUCACUCAAUCGUCGGCCGACCUUGAGAGUGCUCUCGACAUUUUCAACUUUGCUCGCCGCUCUGGUCUGGCGCCGUAUUCGAGCACUGCAACUGCGCUGGCGGUCGCCUUGUUAGAGGCUGGUGAUGCUGCCGGGGCCGCUCGUUUGUUGCAAGCCGCCGCCACCCCUGUCGCUCCUGUGCCCAAUAUUUCGACUCAGCUCGAGGACAUGCUCCUCGCUCAAGCCGACGCGGAGAAGCUUGGACACUUGGCGCCUCGUGUCUCGCCAACAUUGGAGGAGUUGCCACUUUCCCUCCAACGUGUUGCUGGCGGCGAAGAGCAAGCCGGUUUGCUACAGGUUGCUGCAUCCUACGAAGAAGAAGGCUCGGAGCUGACUUCAGAGCAGGAGACGGCCGCCCGAAAGCAAGAAGACGCCGAAGAGGCCGUGGGAACGCUCCGACGCAUUUCGCUCGAGGAUGUGGCUGAUUCUGUUGCGGACGACAUCUUGUCCCGCAACGCCUCCGUCCUUGAAAUUCACUCCAAGGCAUACGCUGAUCACGUUCUCAAGGCGCUGGAGCGCAAGGCGCGCUCGGACAAGGUUGCUCGCAUGAACAAUGUUCAGGAUAUUGCCGCUCUCAUUCGCUCGGUUCGCGAGAAAAAAGAGCACGAGCCCGUGAAGAGUGCCGCUGCUUCGUUUGUCAACAAGUCGCACCCCGACGCAACUGCUGUGCUGCUCCAGGGCAUUCUCGGCACUGCAUCCAGCUGGGACGAGCCCGUCCUUGCCGCGCUUCAGCAAACAUCCGCCAACCAACGAUUAUUUGCCGCUGCAGGCCAGCACAUCAAGGCCGCUCGUCCUGAUCAGGUUGAGCCAUUCCGAGCUGCGCUUGGCCGUGCGCAAACCGCGACACAGCUGAAUGAAGAGCAACGUGCGCUUGCCGCUUCUGCAUUGCAAGCGUUUGCAUGAUGUCCAUGUUGAUUUAAUAAUACAGAGUGUACUUUUUUAUCAGA
This is a messenger RNA of Capsaspora owczarzaki ATCC 30864, 1835 nucleotides long. RefSeq lists its product as hypothetical. The transcript has 3 exons. Lineage: Eukaryota; Filasterea; Ministeriida; Capsasporidae. Bases 19 to 1791 code for a protein of 590 amino acids. The record is from RefSeq and is a predicted model, not a curated record.